Molecule: messenger RNA, 2504 nt
Organism: Drosophila subpulchrella
Lineage: Eukaryota; Metazoa; Arthropoda; Insecta; Diptera; Drosophilidae
Gene: TTLL6B
Product: tubulin polyglutamylase TTLL13
Exons: 6
Coding region: 194-2344 (716 amino acids)
Biological process (GO): microtubule cytoskeleton organization; protein polyglutamylation
Cellular component (GO): cilium
Molecular function (GO): tubulin binding; tubulin-glutamic acid ligase activity
Source: RefSeq, a predicted model, not a curated record
UGAUUUUAGCGUCAUUUCGGUUCUAACUAUUUUCAAUUUCGCAACACAAUCAAAGCAAAAUAAUACCGUUUUUAUUCGUGAAUAAUUUCGGCUUUCUAAUAGACACGAACCCAUUUUAUAACCAUAGGUUUUAGCCAGUGAUAAAUUUCCCAUUUCUAAUCGAGAACGACUAGCGACCAAAGCGAUACGAGCAAUGAAUUUAAAAAAUUCCAAGUUUUACAAGAGGAUUCAGGAGCUGCGCCACUUCUCCAAGGAUAAAAUCCGGAAGGAUCGCGAGCAGAGGAGUCGUGUCGUUCGCCACUUGGACAUGGCACUUAGUGAGCAGCCGUGUUCGGAUAGGGAAUGGUUCAGUCCAGGGCAAUCGCCGACCAAACAGCCCGCAUCCCCGCGGCGACGGGGAAAGAAAAUCCGGGGUCUGAAGAAGAAGGCUUCCCCCGGCAAGGAAACGGAUGAGAUCUCCCCAUAUUACGGACAAUCUUCAGGUCAAAAUAGUCCCGUGCCUGGGGCAGAGGCGAAGCUACAGGGCUUUAUCCAGCUGAACAACACGACCUAUCGGGUGGAAUGUCCCACUCGACUGGUUAACCCACCCAAGAACCUCGACGAGGAACGCGCAGCCAGCGAAACCAAGAGCACCAUUUGCGUAUCCAACUCGCGCUAUGCCAUGAUUGGCAAGAUCUCCAAGACACUGGGUUACAAGUUGGUCAAGGAGUCCAAACUGUGGAACAUCCUCUGGUCGGAUUCCUUUCCCGGUGUGGAGCUGUUUAAGAACAUGAAGCGUUUUCAGCAGAUCAACCACUUUCCUGGCAUGAUUGAGAUUUGCCGCAAGGAUCUGCUAUCGCGAAAUCUCAACAGGAUGUUGAAGCUCUACCCGCAGGACUAUAAGAUCUUUCCCAAGACCUGGAUGCUGCCGGCGGACUAUGGAGAUGCCAUGAACUAUGCCUUAAAUCACAAACGCACCUUUAUCCUGAAACCAGAUUCGGGGGCCCAAGGGCGUGGCAUUUGGCUGACCAACGAUCUGAAGACGAUUGGACCUCAUGAACGGCUCAUCUGCCAGACGUACAUACACCGGCCCCUCCUCAUCGAUGGCUAUAAGUUCGACCUGCGGGUAUACACAUUAAUUACCUCCGUGGAUCCUCUGCGCAUCUUUGUCUAUAACGAGGGAUUAGCUCGGUUUGCCACCAACAAGUACGUGGAACCCACGCCUGGAAACGCAAAUGAUCUCUACAUGCACCUGACCAACUAUUCCGUAAAUAAACGCAAUUCCCACUACGAACUUUGUGAUAAUGAUGAUUGUGGAAGCAAGAGGAAACUGAGCGCCAUAAACAACUGGAUGAGGCGGCACAACUAUGAUGUGGAGGAGUUCUGGAGCAAUGUGGAUGAUGUGAUCAUCAAGACGGUGCUCAGUGCCUGGCCAGUGCUUAAGCACAAUUACCAUGCCUGCUUUCCGGGGCACGACAAGAUACAGGCCUGCUUCGAGAUACUAGGCUUUGAUAUUCUGGUGGACUGGAAACUGAAGCCCUACAUCCUUGAGGUGAACCACUCGCCCAGCUUUCAUACCAACGAACAGGUGGACCGGGAGGUGAAGCGACCACUCAUCCGGGACACCCUGAACUUGGUCAGCACCGUGCUGGCGGACAAGAGACAGAUCCUCAGGGAGGAUCGCAAGAGGGUCAAGCAGCGACUGCUCAAAAUCAGGGGAGAGCCGCCAGUUCCGCGUCCUCGAGUUGCUGGUGGCGGCACCUCCAAGGCCAAAAUAGAACCUAACCUCAAUCCCAUAGCUAUUGAAGCAGAUGUUGAGAAUCAAGGACCAUUGGCCCAGCAAAUCGCCUGGGAGGAGAGCCAUUUGGGAAACUUUAGGAAGAUAAUGCCUCCGCCGGAUCUUACAAAGUUGGACUACUAUACCCGUUUCUAUGCUCAAUCCAAUCAGGUGUCUAUAUUCGCCGAGACGGCAGCUAGCAAAAAGCGGGAGGAUCUCGCCCGAAAGAUGCGCAUCCAGAUCGAGGAGAAGAAGGCCAAGCAGCAGCAGAUGCUGAAUGGAAAGUUCAAGCGAGAUGCCCGUAAGCGACAUGCUGUGAUGCUUCCAAGGGCAGUGCGCGAGAAGAACCGGAUGAAUCUCUUCCGGCUGCGGGAGAAUUGGACUCCGGGAUUCAUUUCGGAUGCAGAAGAGCGACUGCGUCACACUUGGCUGCACAUGCGCUCGGAGGCCAUAAGAACUCUCAAGAUUACAGAGAACAUCUAUAGCAAUCUUUACGAAACCGGUCACUUGACCAACACGGAUAUGGUCGUCUAUCCCCAUUUCUACCACAAUCUCCAGCACGGUUUCGACAUCAGGCAAAAUCCCUAAGUGGAUGAAGUUAAAAUUCCCGAAAUCCCAUUAAACUUAGUUCUUCCUGUUUCGAUCUCCACAGACUGUACACAUCUUUGAUGUAUUCUAAAAUUUGUUAUUAUUUAAAUUUAAAUUGCUGCUCGUCACUAAAAAAUACAACACUUUCGAACUUUUAAAA